CCAGAGGAAAACAGUAGACCUGUUGUCGUUCUAGCGUGAACACCGCCACCGUCGCCGCCUUCAUCUUCGCCGUCACAACGUCUGGCGCAUUAAUGCUCGGCCUAACCUAACACGAAAAAUAACAGCAAAACAUAACAAAUAUCAAACGACAUCAUACGUCUAUCAGCACAGAAAUAGUGUACAACAACAACUUAAAAACAAAAGCAAGAAAAUAUUGAAUUGGAUCUGGUUUUAACUCAAGAUGGCGACUGAAGACAACGGCAACAUCGGAUUGUUGAAACCUAUGUCUAGCAGUAAUGAAGAUCUCAGCGAGUACACCGACGCAGAUGAAUCCAUUUCGGCACCGACUGAAUUUCUAGCUGAGUUUCUGUCGGCAGUGAUGUUGAAGGAUUACGAGACGGCGUUGAAAUAUUGCAAGCUGAUACUACAGUAUGAACCUAAUAAUAUGACAGCGAAAGAGUUUUAUCCGUUGAUCCUGGAAAAAUUGCACCAACAAAAUAUGUUGACAAACGAAGAUGAUGACGAUGAAGAAGAAAAUGAAGACAGUUCUAGUAGCUCCAGCUCCAGUUCUGACUCAGAGAGUAGUUCUUCAGAUGAUAGUAGUGAUCAAGAGGAAGAUGAAGACGAUGAAGAAGGACAGGAUGGUCAAGAACAAGGCGCCGAUAAACGUUCGAAAAGUUCUUCGGAUGGCGGAGAUGCCACCACGGGCAGCUAUUCCAGUUUGGAGGAUGACGAACCGGAAGUGGAUCAACUCGCCGCGCUCGCCGCCAAGUUCCAGAUCGACAACGUGAACAUCGGGAACGGAAAUAAGAUAUAUUCUACAGAUUUCAAAAGCAACAUCUCAUCGGCAAACAAAAUCUACACGAAUCUGGCAGCGACAGCAAACAAGACCUUCGCCAACGAAACGAGCCUACCCUUUGGUAGUUCCGAUUCUGAAUCGCCCACGGAGCCUGUCAGUCAGCAGACGAUAGCGAUGCUGCGCGCCAAAGUGGUGCCAAACAAAAAUUAACCAUCCCUCUAUUAACGAUUCUCUUCUACUUCAUUUGUUUUGUGUAAUCAACGUCCUAAUUAAAACUUUUAACUAGCCGACUAGCAGCAAAUGUAAUUGGUAAGGAAGACUAAACCAGUACAAGUACCUAAAAUUAUCCGUAAAUUAGACAAACAUAAUGGUAAUUGUCUUAAAAUAAUUACAUACAAAUUAAUCAUAGGUCCUUAAAAAUUUCAUAAAAAAGAAUCAGACGUACCAGUAUUACAUAGAAUUAAAAUUAAUUAACUUUUUCGAAUAUUAUGGAAAUUGAUUCGUCCAAGAAUAAUUUUAAUUCAAAGUUUCUUUGUGUCCAUAGAAAAAGAAGAAACAUACAAUAAAAUGAUAACGUAGAAUUGAUAAUAUUUUUCACCCAGAAACAGUAUACUGAAUAUCAUCAUUAAUAUUUGGAUGGAUUUAGUUGGUUUUAGUUGGAAAUUGAGUAGUUUAAAUAUGUAGAGAGUAUUUAAUAUACGCUGAUGAUUGUAUAAAGAUGAACGCUCGGUGGCGACAAACAUGGUGAUGAUAAUUGAUAAUAUAUUUUUGUAUGUUUUGUAUAUUUAAUUGAGUGUAGACGGUAUUUAUUCAUACCCGCCUCUGAACAUGUACUUGUAGAUAUCUCUAUAGACUUGUAAUCAGUCUUUGCAAAAUUGUUUAGAAACUUUUGACCAAAAACAGAAGAAAAAGUUGACACAUCUACUACACAACUCUGACACUCACGAAUUUAAAAUAUACUUGGAAACUGCAGUCGAUGAGAUACAAUGAAAAUUGCAGCAAAGACUGAAGUAAUACUUGUAAUCAAUGUAAACAAUGAACCACGAACGUAGAAGAUUCUAAUGAUUUUGGCUUAUAUAUGUUCAAUUCUUGGAAUUUCUAACAACAACAUAUCUGCAAAUCAUAAGAAUCGACAUUUUAAACUCAAGCAUGUAAUAUUGUACUUGUCCCAGUAAGAUAAACUUGUAUUUAAUUAUUGUUAGUAGUGUAAUUUAGUGUAAUCAACUUUUUUUAGUCUUUGAUUACUUACUUAGAAUUGUACGUACUGUAGUAAGGAGAGUGGAAUGACGAGGCCUUCAACACAAAUUACACAACACGCAAUAUAUGCAACCAAAACAACACUAAACACACAUGCAUAACCAAACAUAACCAGACACGUUUACUUGGCUUGAUUGUAAAGAAUUGCGCAACAAUUGGAACCAAUGCGAUUUAUUUGUCUCUUUGUAGAUUUAUUAUUAGAAAAAAAGAUUAGAUUUUUACUUAGUAUAAAAAAUAUUUAAAUUUUUUAGUACUGUUUUGAUGUUUUGCAAUUCUUUUCUUUAAGAUGUCCGAUGUAUAAAUUACUAAAUAAAGCAUAUCAUUAAAUA
Dalotia coriaria is the source of this 2385-nucleotide messenger RNA. RefSeq lists its product as uncharacterized. The record is from RefSeq and is a predicted model, not a curated record. Gene Ontology annotation, molecular function: protein binding. The coding region runs from base 242 to 1009 and encodes 255 amino acids. The transcript has 7 exons. Lineage: Eukaryota; Metazoa; Arthropoda; Insecta; Coleoptera; Staphylinidae.